AUGGCACGACGCAAGGGAGAAGUAUCACUCCAGCAGGAUCUGGAAACACAGGAAGAUUGGGAACAAAUGUUGGCUAAAGAAGGGCUCACAGUGGUGGACAUUUAUCAAGAAUGGGCUGGCCCAUGCAUCUCAAUGGUUAGCAACUUCAAACGGAUAAAGAAUCAAGUGACUGAUGAUUUGCUUCAUUUUGUCACUGCCAAAGCUGAUCGGAUUGAAGCUUUGGAAAAAUACCGUGGCAAAUGUGAACCUUGCUUUCUUUUAAUUGCUGGUGGAUCCUUGGUAAAUGUAAUCAGAGGUGCCAAGAGUCCAUUGUUAAUGAAGGUUAUCCUUCAUGAAUUAGAGCAAGAACACAAAGUUUUGAAAGGAGAAUGUAAAAGAAAAGUGAUUGUGGAUGAAGCAGUUGAACUUCAGGCUGAAAAAGAAGUUGAAUUGGAAGAAGAAAAUCUUUUGCACUUCAAUGGGGAGCUGGUAAACUUUGCAGACAAACUGGAAUUAUCCAGUGGAGAAGAGCCUAAAGAAGUAACUGUUGCUAUUAUUAAGCCAGACGUGGUUCAAGAAGGAAAGGUAGAUGAAAUCAUUCAACAAAUGGAGGAAGAUGGAAUUGAGAUUAUUGCACAGGAAGAAAGACAAUUGACAGAAGAGGAAGCACGAGAAUUUUACAGUCACUUGGCUGAAGAGAGUUUCUUUGAGGACUACAUACAAUUCAUGACAAGUGGGAGCAGCUACAUUCUGGUUUUGAGUAAAGGUGAAACUGGAAAAGGAAUCAUUGAAGAAUGGAAAAGCAAAUUAGGCCCCCCAGAUGUGGAAACAGCAAAAGAUUCAGCUCCAGACAGUUGGCGGGCUAAAUUUGGAUCUAAAGGUUACAUGAAUGCCUUGCAUGGUAGUGAUGGUCCAGAUUCAGCCAUUAGAGAACUGGCCUUUUUCUUCCCGAAUCUCGACGUUCCAACCUAUCAGAAACACAUUGGACGAUUGGAAAGGACAUUUGCUUUGAUUCGGCCAGAGGCUUAUCAAUUGUACAAAGAUGAAAUCAUUGAAAAGAUUAAAGAAGCAGGUUUCAAAAUUGCUUUACAAAAAGUGGUUCAACUCACCAAAGCAGAAGCUGAAGAAUUUUAUAAAGAACAUAAAGAAGAGGAAUAUUUUGAAGAACUCACUGAACAAAUGUCCAGUGGACCUCUGUUGGCUUUGGGUUUAGCACGGGAAGAUGCCAUUAAUAAAUGGAGAGAUCUGCUUGGUCCACCAAAUGUUGAGGAAGCCAAAGAAAAAGAUCCAAACUGCCUCAGAGCGCAGUACAAUGUUCCUGGUUUGCAAGUGAAUAUGCUGCAUGGAGCAAAAACGUCUGAAGAGGCUGAAACUGAAAUCAAUCAUUUCUUCCCUGUGGAGAAAACAGUAGCUGCCAUUAAACCUGAUGCUAUUGGAACUAAAGAGGAGAUAAUUAACAAAAUCCAUGAAGCUGGUUUCCAAAUAGCUGCCCAGAAAGAAACACUACUGACCCCUGCCAUUAUAGAAAGUUUCUAUGGUAACCACAAGGAAAAAGAAUAUUUUGAUGAUCUUGUCAAUUACAUGGUCAGUGGGCCCACCAUGUUGAUGGUCCUUACUCGAGAAGGUGCUAUUGAAGGAUGGCGAUCACUCAUGGGACCUACAGAUCCUGAAAAAGCAAAAGAGGAAAAUCCUGAAUUUCUGCGUGCUAAAUAUGGCACAGAUAUAAUGCAAAAUGCUGUGCAUGGCUGUUCUACAGAGGAGAAAGUUGAGGAAAUAAUCAACACAAUUUUUACUGAUGAGGAAAUUAUAACUGGAGACAAAGCUGAAGAUGUAAAGCAGAUGAAUGAAACACAAGAAGAUGCAAAGCAGACAAGUGAAACACAAGAGGAUGCAAAGCAGACAAGCCAAACACAAGAGGAUGCGAAGCAGAUGAGUGAAACACAAGAGGAUGAAAAGCAGACAAAUGAAACACAAGAAGCAGCAACAGCAGAUGUAGAUUUGGCCACCACUGGAGAGGCUGUAGAAUCAGCAGAGAGUGUUAAACCAGGUGAAGCUGAAGCUGAACCAGUUUCAACAUCAACUGAGGAGAAUGCAGCCAUCCAGGAAAGAAGGCAGUUGAAGACUCUCUUUAACUUGAGAAGCAGCUGGCAAAAUGACACAGCAGCAAAGAUUAGCCUUUUAAUGCUGCUUUUUGAACAUUUCCUUGAAAUAUUUGUUUGGUCUCCAGUUGGCUUGACCCAAACCUCCUCUCCAAUCCGUAUAGAUUCAGGCCCGUCAGAGUGUGUUAAAUAUGAUCUAACUCCAGGAUGUCUCCAUGUGUCUUCACAUUGGCCAGAAGAUGUAGAUUAUAGGAAAAUACCACUUCGGAAGGUGAUAUCCCUCCUCUCUUGGCAAUGA
Messenger RNA from Acanthosepion pharaonis, 2376 nucleotides. Lineage: Eukaryota; Metazoa; Mollusca; Cephalopoda; Sepiida; Sepiidae. The record is from the annotation of a GenBank genome assembly.